GUCCAGCCGCAGAUCCGGCACCGUCAUCGCGAGAGAGAGACCGCGGAAUCAAAGAAAGAGCCUCCUUAAUCAUUGAGCCGAGCCGGGCGGCAACGAGACGAAGGCGGCGGGAGCGCCUACCAACCGGAAGAGCUAUUUACUAAUAUUUUUUGUGGAAGUCUCAUGGUGAUGCUUAGUGAACAGCAGCUACAAGAGAAGGUGCUUCAGUACGAAGCAUUUAUCAGUGAUGUUUUGCAGAGAGACCUUAAGAAAGUGUUGGAGCAGCGAGAUGAGAUUUAUGAAAAGAUUGCUCAGUAUUUGCAACUCAAGAACAUUAUUGAACGUUUACAGGAAACAGGAAGCCAGGAGCUGAAAACUCAAGUGGAUCUAGGCUGCAAUUUUUAUGUCAGUGCAGAAGUGCCUGAUACAUCCACCAUAUUCAUAGCUCUGGGUUAUGGGUUCUUUGUGGAGCUGACUCUACCAGAGGCGCUAACCUUCAUUGAGAAGAAGACGAAGUUGCUUAAUGAGCUCAGUGAAACGCUUACUAAAGAUUCUGCCAGAAUAAAAGCCAAUAUCCGGAUGGUUUUAGAGGGAUUACGUGAACUGCAAGGUUUCAGAGAUCUGUCUGAGGAGAACAGAAGCGAUGUUUUCCUCUAGGUAUCCAUCUUCUAUGAUCCACAGGGAGUAAUUUUGGUUUUCUAGAAGAAAAAUUGAUUGUGGAUUUUUUGCUGCAGUAGGGGCUGCAUGCAUGAGGAAAAACUUGUGAAUGAGAGACAGUGACAUGAGGUAGUGAUGGAGAAGAGCAGCUCCACUUUUAAUGAGGGUGUUAGGCUCUUUGAACUUCCUCCCAUGUCUAAUUCCAAUUUUAGUAUUUCAUUUUGAAAAUAAUUGUAUUAAUAAAGAUUCUGUAUUUGUA
Messenger RNA from Pantherophis guttatus, 895 nucleotides. RefSeq names its product ubiquitously expressed prefoldin like chaperone (gene UXT). Gene Ontology annotation, biological process: negative regulation of transcription by RNA polymerase II; positive regulation of transcription by RNA polymerase II. The record is from RefSeq and is a predicted model, not a curated record. NCBI's taxonomy places the organism in Eukaryota, Metazoa, Chordata, Lepidosauria, Squamata, Colubridae. Gene Ontology annotation, molecular function: transcription corepressor activity. Gene Ontology annotation, cellular component: mediator complex.